GGGAAAUCAAACAAGGAUCACUUGUGAGUACACUCCGGUCCAUUCCCAAUUUUUGCAAGUUUUUAAGGUCCUACUGAUUCUCAUUAAUCGUGACUUGAAUGUGUCACUGAUUGUUGUUGGUAACAGUUCAGAAUCGGAAAAGGAUUUAUUGCCAAGUAAUGGAGGACAACAAGCCAUGGGCUCUGAUCUCAGAGGUGGGCGGACAAGGUUACAUUGAAGAGGUUACUGACAUAAUGAAACAACACUUCCAAAUAAUCUGCCACAAAGACUUCCUUCAAAACCCUCUGCUGCACGGUCCUAAAAUCCAAGCCAUGUUUGUGUGGAACGCCCUUCCUGCACCCGAGCCUGCGCUGCUCAGUUCACUUCCCUCACUGAAGGUGGUCGCCAACGGAGGAGUGGGCAUCGACCACCUGGAUGUGUCGUACAUCACCAGUCUGGGAGUGAAGGUGACCAACACGCCUGGUGUGGUGAGCGAUGCCACUGCUGAUAUUGCAAUGGGUCUGCUUCUGGCAUCGGCACGCAAUAUCGUUGAAGGUCACCAAAUAGCCGUUAACCCAAACACCACGCAUAAACAAUGCCAGAUGGGAGUUGAAGUCACAGGGUCAACUCUGGGAAUUAUUGGAAUGGGACACAUUGGCUGCAAAAUUGCUCAAAGAGGCAAAGGAUUUGACAUGAAGAUUGUGUAUCACAACCGGAGCAGGAGGAAUGUUGAAGAUGAGCAGGCAGUGGGUGCGAGUUACCAUGACAACAUGGAUGACCUGCUGAAAGCAUCAGACUUCGUCGUGCUGGCGGUCAACCUGACCCCUGAAACCACAGGCCUGAUCAGCCACAGAGAGCUGUCCCUCAUGAAACCCACAGCAACCCUGGUCAACAUCAGCAGAGGUCUGGUUGUGGACCAGGAUGCUUUAGUCAAGGCUCUGCAGUCUGGAACAAUUCGUGCGGCGGCAUUAGACGUGACUCACCCUGAACCUCUACCAAGGGAUCAUCCUCUCCUUGGCCUUCCUAAUGUGCUGAUCACCCCCCACGUUGGCACCAACACCUACACUACAACAAGAAGGAUGGUGCAGAGGAUGGUAGAAAAUGCUGUGGCUGCACUGAAAGGCCAAACUAUUCCCAAUGAAGUCAAACCAAAAUGACUUCACAACUGUCUGUAGCAAGAAGUGGUUUCCUAUUGAAGAAUGAAGUACAUACAUUAGCUGUUUGACCGUUCUGUCUAAAGCUCUGCCACAAUUACUUUGAUAAACAUGAUGAUUUGUUAUAUUAAGAUUAAUAAAAUGUAUCAAUUAGCACAUUUAAAAAUAUAGUUUAAUAUCACUUGUCUGUAAACAACAAUAAAUGUUAGAAAUUACAUAAUUACAUGAGGAUUUUAACGUUAAGUGCACUUUAGUGUAGCAUAACAACUUAGUUAUACUGAAUGACGGUGACAUUAAAAUACAAAGUCUAUGUACAUGUUGAAAAAAAGAAAGAAAGAUAAUAAAGCUACCUCAAAUUUUGCACCUUG
Molecule: messenger RNA, 1501 nt
Organism: Perca flavescens (yellow perch)
Lineage: Eukaryota; Metazoa; Chordata; Actinopteri; Perciformes; Percidae
Product: probable 2-ketogluconate reductase
Exons: 6
Coding region: 159-1136 (325 amino acids)
Cellular component (GO): cytosol
Molecular function (GO): NAD binding; glyoxylate reductase (NADPH) activity; hydroxypyruvate reductase [NAD(P)H] activity
Source: RefSeq, a predicted model, not a curated record